AUCCACUUCCCCCUUCUCGCCGAGGAAGAGCGUGAGAAAGGGUAUGGCACAGUCACAAGGCUGGGUGAAAAGAUACUUCAAGGCCUUUUGGAAAGGCUUCUUUGUGGCAGUGCCUGUGGCCGUGACUUUCUUGGAUCGGGUCGCCUGUGUGGCAAGAGUGGAAGGAGCAUCAAUGCAGCCUUCUUUAAAUCCUGGGGGAAGCCAGUCAUCUGAUGUGGUACUUUUGAACCACUGGAAAGUGAGGAAUUUUGAAGUACGACGUGGUGACAUUGUGUCAUUGGUGUCUCCUAAAAACCCUGAGCAGAAGAUCAUUAAGAGAGUGAUUGCUCUUGAAGGAGAUAUUGUAAGAACAAUGGGACACAAAAACCGUUAUGUCAGAGUCCCCCGUGGUCACAUCUGGGUUGAAGGUGAUCAUCACGGACACAGUUUUGACAGUAAUUCUUUUGGGCCGGUUUCCCUGGGGCUUCUGCAUGCCCAUGCUACACACAUUCUGUGGCCUCCAGAGCGCUGGCAGAAAUUGGAAUCUGUUCUUCCUCCAGAGCGCUUUCCAGUUCAGAGUGAAGAGGAAUGACACCGUGGGCCUACCUGACCUGCUGGCAUUGGGAUACCAAACACAGGAAGGGGAAUGGAGAAGAGAACCUUCCCAAAUGGAACAGUCUCCAACACCAUGAGGCUGUGCAAACCUAUCUCACUUAAGAUAAUCUGUCUUAUGAAAGAAAAAAUAAUUUAAAAUAUUGAACAGUAUUAAAUAACACCCGAUUUUGUGUUAACUUCUAGUACUCUACUGUUUAGUGCAGAGCUUGGGAAUAUGAAAAUACUGUAUCCAUAUGUCUUAAAAUGGUGAACUCGAGAUCAUUUGUUAUACAUACUAAGUGUAUUGAUUGUUGGGUUUUGAUUUUUCUGCUUACUGCUUAAAGAUUUUGAAAAUUAACAUUUGAUGAAAACAAUUUGCUGUUUGCUGUCAAGAUAGACCAUGAAAAUACAUGUUGUACAUACAGUGACAGGGAUUAUCAUUGACAGCAUCUACAACGCAGUGACUGCCAGUUAGGAAGAACACAUAAUGUCAAAAUAAAA
Molecule: messenger RNA, 1074 nt
Organism: Tupaia belangeri chinensis (Chinese tree shrew)
Lineage: Eukaryota; Metazoa; Chordata; Mammalia; Scandentia; Tupaiidae
Product: mitochondrial inner membrane protease subunit 2
Exons: 6
Coding region: 44-571 (175 amino acids)
Cellular component (GO): mitochondrial inner membrane peptidase complex; membrane
Molecular function (GO): serine-type endopeptidase activity
Source: RefSeq, a predicted model, not a curated record